AUGUCUCUCUUCUCGCCCGCACCUGAGCCAGCCACCGAGCUCGGCAGACUGCGCAUCCUGUCUUCGACAGCCGGUGUCCGUGUCUCUCCUCUGCAGCUUGGUGCCAUGUCAAUUGGUGAUGCAUGGUCCGAGGUCAUGGGCAGCAUGGACAAGAAGCAAUCCUUCGCUCUUCUUGACGCCUUUGUUGAGGCUGGAGGUAACUUCAUCGACACAGCCAACAACUACCAAAAUGAGCAAUCUGAGCAGUGGCUCGGUGAUUGGAUGAAAGAGCGUGGAAACCGCGAUCAGAUGGUCAUUGCUACAAAGUUCACCUCCGACUACAAAGGCUAUGACCUAGGCAAGGGCAAGGCAGCCAACCACUGCGGAAACCACAAGCGUAGCUUGUUUAUGAGUGUCCGCGACGCGCUCAAGAAGCUCCAGACCGACUUCAUCGAUAUUCUGUACCUGCAUUGGUGGGACCACACCACCUCAAUUGAAGAGAUCAUGGAUAGUCUACACAUCCUCGUCGAGCAAGGAAAAGUCAUGUAUCUCGGUAUCAGUGACACUCCUGCCUGGAUUGUCUCAGCCGCCAACUACUACGCCAAGGCCCAUGGCAAGACCCCCUUCUCCAUUUACCAAGGCCGCUGGAACAUCAUGCUCCGCGACUUUGAGCGUGAGAUCAUUCCUAUGGCCCGUCAUUUCGGGAUGGCACUCGCUCCUUGGGAUGUUCUCGGUGGUGGCAGAUUCCAGACUAAGGCUGCCAUUGAAGAGCGCAAGAAGAAGAAUGAAGGUAUUCGCAGCAUGAUGGGCGGACCUGAGCAAACCGAGGACGAAGCCAAGAUGAGCGCCGCCCUCGAAGAAGUCGCCAACGAGCACAAUGUCACCAUCACUGCCGUCGCUCUGGCCUACGUCAUGUCCAAGACCAUCAACGUCUUCCCUCUUGUGGGUGGUCGCAAGGUCGAGCAUCUCCACGACAAUAUUAAGGCUUUGACAAUCAAGCUGUCCGAUGCACAGAUCAAGAAGCUGGAGGAUGUCAGAGCUUUUGAUAUUGGCUUCCCUAACAACUUUAUCGGAGUCGACCCCACCAUCUCGGGACAGCCUAGCUGGCUGCUUGGUGCUUCUGGCUCGUUUGCAUGGCAGAAGGCAUCUAAGCCUAUUGGCCAUGAGUAG
Aureobasidium melanogenum CBS 110374 is the source of this 1149-nucleotide messenger RNA. RefSeq names its product aryl-alcohol dehydrogenase AAD14. The coding region runs from base 1 to 1149 and encodes 382 amino acids. The transcript is spliced from 2 exons. The record is from RefSeq and is a predicted model, not a curated record. Lineage: Eukaryota; Fungi; Ascomycota; Dothideomycetes; Dothideales; Saccotheciaceae.